Molecule: messenger RNA, 689 nt
Organism: Oryctolagus cuniculus (rabbit)
Lineage: Eukaryota; Metazoa; Chordata; Mammalia; Lagomorpha; Leporidae
Gene: EIF4EBP3
Product: eukaryotic translation initiation factor 4E binding protein 3
Biological process (GO): negative regulation of translational initiation
Cellular component (GO): cytoplasm
Molecular function (GO): eukaryotic initiation factor 4E binding
Source: RefSeq, marked inferred
CUCAGACUCAGUGCCGUGCUCCGUGCCCACAACACUAACUGGUCACCUUCCUGAACCUCCCGCUCUCUAUGUCCACAUCCACAAACUGUCCGAUUCCUGAGGGCAGGGACUGGCUGCCCAGCUGCUACAGCACCACGCCACGGGGCACGCUAUACGCCGCUACCCCAGGAGGCACCAGGACCAUCUACGACCGAAAGUUCCUGCUGGAGUGCAAGAACUCACCCAUUGCCCGGACACCCCCUUGCUGCCUCCCUCAGAUUCCCGGGGUCACAACUCCUCCAACAGCCCCACCCUUCAAGCUAGAGGAGCUGAAGGAGCAGAAGGAGACAGAGGAAGAGAUACUCGAUGACGCACAAUUUGAAAUGGACAACUAAUCCAGUGCAGAUGAACCCUGUGUGUGGAGUUAUAGAGGGAUCCCUCGUGCCGCUGCUGCCACCACCUCUUUCUGGGGUAUCCAAAGGCCAGCUGGCCUCAUCUGAUCUGGAAGGGAGUGACUUGUUGCUUCUGGGCCUCUUAGUUAAGAGGCAGCUAGACCAGGGAUAAGAGUGGGCAAUUUGCCAAGCCCUUAGCUCUACUUUGUCUUUGGUCUGUAGGUACUCCGCCCAACCCCCAUCCCUCUAAGCUUAGAGGCUGGGACUGUGGGAUGGAGUAUGUCACCUCUGUCUGCUUAGUAAACAUUCAAAGAAAUG